AUUUUGAUAAACAUUUGCGAUGGUCAGUUACGGAGUUGGAGACAAAAGAGCUUCUGAAUCUCUCUCUCUUCUGCGUCUCGCCAAAUUUAUUUCCCGAUUCAAUUUGUAGGGUUUCUGCAGAAGAAGGAAACCACCAUUAAACCCUAAGUACGUCACCUUUCAAGCUCCUUCUUCUGUAGGUUUUUUCUGUUCUUCUGAUUCAUGUUUACAAAGUUUUUUUUAUGUCUCUUCUAACUUCUUCUCCUUCUCGCCGCGUAAUCAGUCCUUAUUGUUCUUCAUAAUCGCAGUACCAAUCGCAAUCGUUUUCUUCCUCUCUCGAUCUGUUCCUCGGACGAGAAAACUGGACAACAAACCUAUGCCGUCGACGCCGCUGGCUAACGGUGGUACGCCUCCUAUGGGUGGCGGAGAGAGAACGACGGUUACAACUUCCACGGUGGCGGAUGAUAAGCCUGGAGUUUCGAUGAUGGAGCAGUUGGUUCCGGAAAUUACGACACACGCGCUUAGUUACUUGGAUUAUCCCAGUCUCUGUCGCUUAUCCAUGACUAAUUCCUUGAUGAGGAAAGCUGCUAAUGAUGAUAAUGCUUGGAAAGCUCUUUAUCACAAGGAUUUUACUCUGGAGCAAGAUGGUAUAACACCAGUCAAUGGGUGGAAAGAGUACUAUGCAACUACUAGAGCGAUUAUUAGUGUGAAUACGGAAUUCUUCACCAUCAUUAGAGACAGAGCGCUUCAAGCGAUGGCUCGGUUGUGGUUGAACUCGGACUAUGUCAAGUGUAUCCAUGCCUCUGGCGAACUCUUCUCCGGGUACAAUGAAGUGAUACAAAGCUGGCAACUUUGUUUCAAUUGGGAACAAGGGUUUGACUUUCAGGUCCACACGGUUCGCACUCGGAUACUAACAGACAUGGCUUGGGUCACCAUGAAGGCAUACCUGAACGUGGAUGGUGGUCCAUUCCUAAUAACCAAUGUGUUCGAGUUCCACAAUGGAAGGUGGCACAUGGUUCAUCAUCACAGCUCAGUGAUGCUCAUCGAUGAUCAACAAGUUGUUGUUCAUUGAUGAAUGAUGAUAAUAUCUUUUAGUUUUGGUUUCCUUCUCUUCUUUUAUUUUCAUGGGGACAACAAAUAAAGAAGAAGAAAGAAACUGCAUAUUGGAGAAAUUGGCUUAUUAGAUUUUUAGUGGUUAUUAUUUAGUUUUAACUACAUGUACUGAAUGUUCUAUUUUUUUUUUUUUCUCAGUUGCUGUUGAAUGGUUGGUCUAAUUAUUACUUUUUCCUAAUUUCUAUUUGGUUUUUGGAAUUGAAUCAAUGGUUUUAAUCUAGUAAGUAGAAAGG
Arabidopsis thaliana (thale cress) is the source of this 1325-nucleotide messenger RNA. Its product is annotated as Nuclear transport factor 2 (NTF2) family protein. The transcript is spliced from 3 exons. Lineage: Eukaryota; Viridiplantae; Streptophyta; Magnoliopsida; Brassicales; Brassicaceae. Bases 356 to 1051 code for a protein of 231 amino acids. The record is from RefSeq and is marked reviewed. Gene Ontology annotation, biological process: protein ubiquitination.